This is a messenger RNA of Camelina sativa (false flax), 2586 nucleotides long. NCBI's taxonomy places the organism in Eukaryota, Viridiplantae, Streptophyta, Magnoliopsida, Brassicales, Brassicaceae. The record is from RefSeq and is a predicted model, not a curated record.
AAAGAGAAAACCUAAAGACUGCCCCUUUUUUAUUUUAUUUUUCCCACACCGAAUCAUCUCAUCUCCCUAUAUCUCCGACGUCCUUCAUCUUCAUUCUCCGGUCAACACUCCGACCAGGUUUUUGACUGAGAGUCUCAGGCCAAAAUUAAAAAAAAAAAACAUUCACCACGAGUAUUUUAUUUUCGUGCUGCAAUUUCGAGAGAGUGGUGUAUUAAAGGAUUCGAUCGCCAUUGCUGAAUUUUCAAAACCUCUCAUAUAUAUAUUUUUUUAUUAUUAUUAAUUUAAUCCCUCCCUGUAACUUGAAGAAGUGUGAGCUUCGUUCAAUUGAGAUCUUCUUCUGGGUCGUUGCUGAUGUUGUCCCUUUAAUUAAAAAACUUGAGAUUCCUUCCUUCUUCUCUUAUUUUUUUUUAACUGAAGCAAGAUCUGGGUUCUAGUCAGGUUGAAGAUCGUGGCUUUACUUUAAACAAAAAAAGAAAAAAAAAUCUGGGUUUCUCGAGGUGUGAUUAAUGCACACUGUGUUUGUGUUUGUGUGGAGAUUACAUUUUCUCUGAGUGUUAUUAGCAGUCAUAAUUAAAAAAGCUUAAGCAUUUGUUUAUUGUUUUUAAUUUUCCUUUAAGUUGAAGAAGCUGUGGUUUAGUUUUUACCUACACCCUUUUAAGUGUUCGAUGAAAUUCCUCUGAGAGUGUUUUUGGGGAACUGUGAGAGUUGUGGGUUUGGUGGGUGGGUGUGGUGAUUUAGAGAAUUAAAGAAAAAAAUGUGUAAAAUGGAGAAGUUUCUUUACCACAGGAAACUUUGGGAGAUGAAUGUUAAGCUUUUAGGUGAGAGCAAAGUUGAGAAACUCAAGAACUCUUUUGUUUCGAGGCCUCGUAUGAGCUUAUGGAUGAUUCGUGCUGUUACUGUCUUGUUGCUUUGGAGCUGUUUCGUUCAUUUGAUGGCUUUGGGUGAGAUGUGGGGACCUCGAUUGUUUAAAGGUUGGCCUUCUUGUUUCAAUCACAAUGGUUUGUCUUCGUCUUCUCCCGUAGAUAUGACGUCUCUCCCCACUAAAAUUGCCCUUCCUCCUAAAAGGGUAUAUGUGAAUAAUGGUUAUCUUAUGGUUUCCUGCAAUGGAGGACUCAAUCAAAUGCGAGCUGCGAUAUGUGAUAUGGUAACUAUUGCAAGAUACAUGAAUGUCACACUAAUUGUGCCGGAGCUUGACAAGACCUCCUUUUGGAACGAUCCAAGUGAGUUUAAAGAUAUAUUCGAUUUGGAUCACUUCAUAAGUUCGUUAAGAGAUGAAGUUCGGAUACUCAAAGAGUUACCUCCAAGGCUUAAGAAAAGGGUUGAGCUUGGAGUGUACCACGAAAUGCCUCCUAUUAGUUGGUCAAACAUGUCUUACUACCAAAAUCAGAUUCUUCCACUGGUGAAGAAACAUAAGGUCUUACAUCUGAACAGAACGGAUACUCGACUUGCUAAUAAUGAACUGCCUGUGGAGGUUCAGAAGCUGAGGUGCCGAGUAAAUUUCAACGGGCUUAAGUUUACUCCUCAGAUUGAGGAAUUGGGUAGACGAGUAGUCAAGAUUCUGAGAGAGAAAGGUCCCUUUCUCGUCCUGCAUCUCAGAUAUGAAAUGGACAUGUUAGCAUUUUCCGGUUGCUCACAUGGUUGCAACCCUGAGGAAGAAGAAGAACUAACAAGAAUGAGAUAUGCUUAUCCAUGGUGGAAAGAGAAAGUUAUAAACUCUGAGCUGAAGAGGAAAGAUGGCCUUUGCCCUUUAACUCCUGAGGAAACUGCUCUCACGUUGACCGCGUUGGGUAUUGACCGAAAUGUUCAAAUUUACAUAGCUGCUGGAGAAAUCUAUGGUGGUCAAAGGCGGAUGAAGGCCUUAACAGAUGCUUUUCCAAAUGUGGUCCGGAAAGAAACCCUACUCGAACCCUCUGAUCUGGAUUUUUGCCGGAACCAUUCAUCUCAAAUGGCUGCACUUGAUUACCUAGUGGCUCUUGAGAGUGAUAUAUUUGUUCCAACUAACGAUGGCAACAUGGCAAGAGUCGUUGAAGGUCAUCGCAGAUUCUUGGGGUUCAAGAAAACAAUUCAGCUGAAUAGAAAGUUCCUAGUUAAGCUGAUAGAUGAGUAUACUGAAGGAUUGUUGAGUUGGGAUGUAUUUUCAUCCUCGGUGAAGGCGUUUCACUCUACUCGAAUGGGAAGCCCAAAGAGACGGUUAGUGAUUCCCAAUAGACCAAAGGAAGAAGACUACUUCUAUGCCAACCCGCAUGAAUGUUUGCAGCUGUUAGAUGAACCAUUGAGAGUCAUUUGAGGGAUGUGACUUCACCAUUGGGGAGAGAACAGCCGAAAUAUCGGGUCUAAAGCUCUAAUUUACUACAGUCUGAAAGAUGAAUUUACAGUGGGUUUUACAGAUUGAAGUUAUUUAGGGUUCUUGGUGCAGAGAUUUCUGAAAGAGCUUUCAUGGAUGAACCAGAAGAAAUGAUUAUUGAAGCUUACAUUGUAAAGUUUGGCAUCCAUGGCCUUGCCAGUUUUGUUAGCUAAAUAAAAAGCGCCAUUUUGUGUAAUUAAACUUUGGUUACAGUUAAAGAUAUAUAUAUUUCAGGUUAUUUA